AUGGCAAAAUUUCUGCAACAGCGUACUACCAUUCUCAGCGCGUUCACACCAUAUGUACAUACAACGGGCUCCACCAAGCCAGUAGAAACCCACCCGCAUAGCCCGCAUCAGUACACCUGCACACUCCAAACACCCAUCUCCACUCCGCAUGUAGACUAUUGCCAGCGCAAUCGCCCCAUUUCUACACCCAUCUCCACCUCACUAUCUACACUCGUCUCCACCCCAUCUCGGCCCGUCCUCGUCACCACUCCUCCUACUACGGUUGCUCCCGAUGCAAAUUGGUUACGCACCUCGUCUCGGUGA
Molecule: messenger RNA, 303 nt
Organism: Parastagonospora nodorum SN15
Lineage: Eukaryota; Fungi; Ascomycota; Dothideomycetes; Pleosporales; Phaeosphaeriaceae
Exons: 2
Coding region: 1-303 (100 amino acids)
Source: RefSeq, a predicted model, not a curated record